CCGUUCUGAAGCAUAAAAACCCUCAGAAGCAACUGAAACCCCUUUCCUGUGUCUGAGAAAAAUCCCCCGGCUACGUGUGGGGAGAGUGCGCAACAAUGUCGGGUCUUUCCUUUGGAUCCUCUUUUGCUUCUUCCUCCCAAUCUUCAUCUCUACCUUCGUUCACCAACGCUUCAUCAUCUUCAGCUUCCGCUUUCUCGUUCGGAUCCUCUCCUUCUACUUUCGGGUCAUCCGCAGCCUCAACAGGUUUUUCAUCUGCACCAUCCCCUUUCCUCUCCUCCUCCUCCUCGAACCUUAGUUCUUCUUCUUCCGCACCAUCUUUCUCUUUGCCAUUCAACUCCGCCUCAUCUUCUGCUUCUUCUUCUUCGCCUCUUUUCUCCGCUUCAACCACUGCCACCGCUUCCGUUCCCUCAUUCGGGUUCGGAUCCACUACCACUUCAUCUUCUGCUUCUUCGGCGCCUUCAUUCUCGUUCUUUAGUUCGUCGGCAUCCGGCUCAUUGAGUGCCACUUCAUCGCUAUUUGGGUCAUCUUCUGCUGCUCCAUCUUCUUCGCCUUCCCCAUCGGCGGCGAGUUCCGGGUCGCCCCUUUUCGGGUCAGCUCCAUCUGCAGCUUCCGGGUCAUCUCUUUUUGGUUCAUCGGCGCCGUCUUUGUUCAGGUCGUCGGCAUCCUCUGCGACUGCUAGCUUACCCUUAUUCUCCUCAUCUUCAGCUGCAGGGGCCAGUUCCGGCUCCUCGCUGUUUGGGGCAUCUUCUGCCGCGGCAAAUUUUAGUGCUCCGUUGUUUGGAGCGACGACUCCUGGAACAACGCCGUUUGGGGCAUCAGCUACCACCGCAAGCGCGGGUACAUCUGCGUCCAUCGCUGCUUUUGGGUCUUCCCUGUUCGCAGCUUCCUCGGUUUCUUCUUCACAAACAGCUGUUUCCUCAGCAUUUCCUGCUUCAAAUUUGUUUGGUUCUUCUUCGACUACAUCUUUUACCACUAACACCUCUCCUUCGCUCUCAAGCCCGUUCUCUGCUGGCUCUACUCCAAGUUCAAAUCCAGUUCCACUGAUUUCCUCUUCUUCGGGCUUUUCCUUCUCUAGUGCUUCAGCAUUUGCUAAUCGGUCGGCGCCCACUACUGUAACUUCAGCAGCCCCUUCGCUGACAUCGUCUUCCUCCUCCAGCACCUCCAGCUUCUCAUUUGGAGCUUCCGCUUCCUCUUCUGCUCAAUCUUCUUCAGGUUUUGGCAAUGCAGCCUCAGGAAGUUCAAUUUCUAGCACACCUGCCACAAAGACGCCUUCAUUUUCAUUUGCAACCUCUGCGGCUCCACUAUUUUCAACGGUCACGACCUCUGCGGUUUCAACCCCAGCGUCUAGUUCUACAACCCAAUCUACUUCUACACCUGCAUUUGGUGUGAGUUCUUCUGCAAGUACUACAUCAAUUGCUGCCGCUUCUGCUGCGUCUUCAGGCAGUGGAGGAUCUUUCACAGGUUUCAGUCUCACUAGCAGCACUGCUUCUUCAGGAGGUGCAAGUUCUACUACUGGCUUCUCUUUCUCAAAUAAGACCUCGACUCCUGCCUCAUCAACACCAGCAGUGUCAGGCAGCACUGCACCUGCAUUUGGGGUUACCACUUCAUCCUCUGCAGCUCCAGCAACUUCUGUUUCUGGCACUACUGCCGGACAGACAUCAUCAUCCCUUGUUGUGGCUUCCACUGGUGGAACCACUUCAACUGUCAGCACUUCAGUAACUUCUGCACCAAAAUUACCGUCAGAGAUCACAGGAAAGACUGUGGAGGAGAUCAUCAAGGAAUGGAAUGCUGAGCUGCAAGAGCGUACUGGGAAAUUCAGAAAACAGGCAAAUGCAAUAGCUGAAUGGGAUCGCAGGAUUUUGCAGAACCGUGAUGUUCUGUUAAGGCUUGAGAUUGAAGUAGCAAAAGUAGUUGAGACACAAGCAAACUUGGAACGUCAGCUGGAGUUGAUUGAGACUCAUCAACAAGAGGUUGACAAGGCUUUGCAAAGUAUGGAGGAAGAAGCUGAGCGUAUUUACAAGGAUGAGCGUGGUUUGCUUCUUGACGAUGAAGCUGCAUCUACUAGAGAUGCAAUGUAUGACCAAGCUGAAUUCAUAGAGAGGGAAUUGGAGCAGAUGACAGAGCAAAUAAAGUCAAUUAUUCAUUCCCUUAAUGCAAGCCAGGGUGGAGAACUUGAUGCUCUUGAUGGGAUGAAUCCGUUAGAUGCAGUCGUACGAAUCCUAAACAAUCAACUAACUUCACUCAUGUGGAUUGAUGAAAAGGCUGAAGAAUUUUCUUCUCGCAUCCAGAGGCUUGGCAAUCAAGGUUCUGUUUCAGAUCGAGAGCUGACGGGUCCAAGAUUCUGGAUGUCCUGAUCUCUAGGAUUUGUGACAUUCUACAACCUGAUUAAAACUGUAGAUGCCCGUCAUGAUUCUUGAAUAUUGUACAUGCUGAUCGCAGGCCAUAGUUUUUCUGAACUUUUGAUGUUCUUGUUUUCCCCCCUCCCCCAAUGAAAUGAACCAUCCUUCUGACAAAAAUGAUUUUGAUUCUUAAUCAGCCAUUUGACAUUUUGAAUUGUACCUUUAGACUUGGUUUCUUUGAAGAUAGCAGAAUGGCUGUUUCCAGUUUCACUUUAGUCAUGUUUCCAGUUUAUCACUACCGGAAGAUGCUUCUGGUCUGUCUUAGGGUUUGUUUGGUUUAAUGGAAGGGAAGAGUAUUCGGAAUGUUUUUAUUGUCAA
Molecule: messenger RNA, 2717 nt
Organism: Prosopis cineraria
Lineage: Eukaryota; Viridiplantae; Streptophyta; Magnoliopsida; Fabales; Fabaceae
Product: nuclear pore complex protein NUP62
Exons: 9
Coding region: 96-2354 (752 amino acids)
Biological process (GO): RNA export from nucleus; protein import into nucleus
Cellular component (GO): nuclear pore; nuclear pore central transport channel
Molecular function (GO): structural constituent of nuclear pore; phospholipid binding
Source: RefSeq, a predicted model, not a curated record